AGCGAUUCACGUUCAAGAAACUUCGAGAGAAGAGCCAGGAACGUAAGAGAAAUAAAGACAAAGCCAAAGAAGAAAAGGAGCUGCGCAAAGAGGAGGAAAAGAGAAGAGAGGAAGAGAGGAAGACCUCAGGUGACGAGCCAAAGAAAGACGGAAAGAGCAAGAAGAAAGAGGACAAGGACGACAGCACCUACGGGAAGUGGACCAUCAGGUCGAGGUCGAGGAGCCGCGACCGGAAGAAGAACAAGAAGAUCCUGGAGCAGCUGGACCUGGAGGAGGCCGAGGCAGCGAGGGAGGCCGAGGAGCCGUCGACGCCGGGCAGCAGCACCACCGUGACCACCUGCGACUCCGCGUGCAUGGCGUCAGGCAGCAGCCUCACCCUCCCCCAUGACCUGAAGCGGAAGUCUGAGGACCUGGUCUUCACCUUCGACACCGAGAGUCUGUACGACAAGCCCCAGACGCCCAAGGCCUCCGUGAAGUCGAAGACGUUACCUCCGCCACCAAAGACGCCCAUCCCCUCGCCGCCGUCGUCCGCCACCACGCCCAUCCCGCCGCCUCCCAAGACGCCCAUCCCCGACCCGCCCACGGAGUCCAAGUCGGACGGCCUCUCGGAGUCGAAGGACGCCCUCAGCGACGACUCCCUCGCGUCCGACCGCUCGAACGGCGACAGCGACAGCAGCAACGAGACGGAGAACAUCUACGAGAACCUCUACGCGCCCGACCUCGAGAAGCUGAACCGCAACCGCGAGAAGCUGGAGAACCGCGGCAUCAAGCCCAACUCGUCGUUCCUGUGGAGCGACGGGGCGCAGGCGCCUGCGGCUUCAGACGUUUCCGACAAGAAAGAAACCGUCCCAGAAGACGCGGAGCCCGAGCGCUCGCCCUUCACCCGGCUCAUCGGCGUGAGGACCUACGGCCGGAUGGACAGGUACGGCAAGAUCUCCCCGUCCAGCAAGGGCAAGGAGGUGUCCUCCGAAGGCCACAACUACGCCGAGCUCCAGCAGGGGGCGGAGGACACGCAGACCCUCGCCUACGACGACAUCGGAGCCGUCAGCGCCGUCAGCUACGACGACAUCGGCGCCCCGUCCUCCUGCGGCUACGACGACAUCCGGGCGCCGUCCACGGUGGGCUACGACACCAUCCGCCCCCCCUCCGAGGGCUACGACCCCGUCAACCCCCCGCGCUCCGACUCCAGCCAGUACGACGACUGCGACGGCGGCAUCGUGACGGCGCAGUUCGCAGUGGUGCGCGAGGACCAGCUCGACUCCAUCAGCUACAUGUACGACGAGAUCUCCAUGUACAACGCGUCACAGAACUCGCACUCGUACGAGCCCGUGUACCCGCCGGGGGUGCCGCCGCAGGGCAAGCCCGGCGUGUGUAGCAUCGAGGAGGUGCCGGAGCCCGAGACGCCCACCUACCGCGCCGAGCCCAUGCAGAUCGACGACGCCUUCUGCGACGGGGACGACGCCUCGCUCGACGGCAGUCAGGACGACUCCGAAGACGGCGUCCACGAGGUGUUCUCGUACAAACUCACGCGCAUCGGAGGCAUCCUUGACGCGACGCCCCCGGCCCUCACGCCCACCACGCCCACGACGCCCAGCACGCCGGGAUCCAGCGUCCACACGAGGAUAUACGGAGGAGCCCCCGUCGCCCCUCUGAGUCUGCACGGCGGGGAGCUGGUGGGCGGGGAAGGCGCGCCCUCGCCCUCGCUCUCCCCGACGGAGGGCAAGAGCGAGACGUCAGACGAGUGGAUGGACGUGAGCGACACGGAGACUGACACGAGCACAGGGCCCCCCGUGUGCAUCACCACGCAGAUUCCUCUGGUACGGAUGCGCCAGCGCUCCAAGCGAUGGCGACCUCGGAACUGGAGGCGGUCGUGGAGUCAGGGCGUGAGGGAUGUCGCCGCCCACACACACGCCCACGCCCACACUAUAGGCCACACGUAUGGGUCCUCUGGCAGGAACUUCGAGGACGAGAUCGAGUACUCAUGGCGUGAGGGUGGAGAUUCCGAGGAUGAGGAUAACGCCACAGGUCAUUAUGAAGCCAUAUACGAGGUCAUUAACCCUGCAGAGGACGAACACCUCCAGCGGAGUGAUGACCAGGACUUCGACGAUUCCUUUGAUUCCGAUGAUUCGGACGAAGCCUACUCUCGUUUGAGGCCUCAGUUCCUUGAUGAUGGAUCUCAGACCUCAAGGGACCAUCCUGAAUCGCUGAGUUCAGAAGUCUCGUAUGGAAUUACCAAGAUCGCUGAAGCAGCCAACCUAGGCAUGCGGAGACUGAGGAGGAACUGGUCGCUAACGAAGAAUGAAGUCAGAACAGGCUUGAACCGAAUUAAAAAGAAGAGCACUUUCAGCGCCUCCGACAUCAAAAGCACAGAGAAUCUGGCAUGUGAUCUGAGCCCCAAUAGUGCAGAUAAUAAGAGAAAGUGGUCCUUCAAGAGCCACUUCCGACGAAAAUCCUCGGCAGGUUCGGUGACCUCGGUAACACGAGCAGGACCCCCAGCAUCCAAGAAGGAAUCGGCCACGUUCUACCUUACCCUCACAAUAGAAACGGAGAGACAGGAUGCAGGGGAGAUGUCUGAUGCUUCCCAGCGCACCAUCCGGUCCGAUUCGGAAAGUGUGCUCUCCAACGCUAGUACGAAAGAAUAUAGGAAGUCCAACACUCCUUCAAUAGCAUCUGUCACAACGCAGAGUUCUUGUGAUACCAGUAUGCAAACGAGGCAACGACCAGUUUCUAGUAUCUAUAGUAAGAAGGGAUCGAUAGGUUCUAGUAGUAGUGGACCAGUAAGGCCACGUACAGCACCUCCAGCUCCACCUCCAAAAGAGAAACAUGUUGAUUCAAGAAACACAGAAACUGAACCUGAGGAACUUAGCAAGGCGAAUGUAGCAUCCAAGCUGAAUCAGCUGCUUUCUACCGGACCCACAGCUCCUCCAGGGAGAAGAGUCCUUAGAACAUCAGAAUGUUCGAGCAGUGACACUUCUCCAGUCCCUGUUCUGAUUCAUCCAGACGACAGUGGAUAUGCUGGAUUGAGGCCAAACAGUGUGAAAUAUGCCACAAUUGACAUGAGUACGCUAGUGUCUAAUGGUGGUGGAGACUCCAGUGGGGAUGAAAGAGCCUUAGGAUUAGAGGUAGCAAGCUCCAUCAUGCAAAAUGUGCCCCAGGCCCGCACGUCUGUUGUGAGUGCCGUGUCCCACGGGUCAAGCGAAGGAUACAUUCGUCCUGCAGACAUUGCCUCAGCUCCUCCUCCUCUGCCUGCACGACGAACCCCAGCCAAAUCCCCACCAAAUGCCAAGUCGUCCUCGUCCUCCUCCAGGAGAUCGCAUCCUGUGCUUCUUCACAUGCCCUCUAGUCUUGUGGAUGGGGAUAAUAAUAGCUACCUGGACUUUAGCUGUGAUGCAUUGAAUCAAGACGAGCCACUGUAUGUGAGUUCACACUUUGCCGAUGAGCCGCUCUACCAGUUUUACACUGCAACGGUGCUGGAGCGAGCAACACAGAAUCAAGGAGACUGCUCCUCAGAAGAUGAUUAUGAGGUAAUCAAUGAUGGACAUCAUAAUUCUCCACCGGGUAAACUACAAACUCGUCCUUCUGCAAUGGAACUUGUAACUCCAGCUGAUGGACGACGUACCCUGUGGUGUGAGCUGCCUGAAGUCAUAGAGAGUGGUAUUUUAAGUCAAAUCAACAGCCAGGAGAAGAAGAUGCAGGAGGCCAUGUUCGAGAUGAUUACCUCCGAGGCCUCUUACCUGAAGAGUCUCAACGUCUUGGUCACACAUUUCGUACAGUGCCCAGAGUUUGCUGUAGACGAAGGUGAAGAUGCGGUGCUUACCAGAAGGGAGAGACAUAUUCUCUUUUCUGAUAUUUUACCAGUGAAGAGAUGUUCUGAAAUGCUCCUUGCCGACUUGGAGAAACGAUGGCAGGAGUCCGUCAGAAUCUCAAAACUUUCAGACAUAAUACUGAAACAUGCUCAUAACCACUCACAAGCGUAUGUCAAAUACUGCUCCAAUCAAAUCUACCAAGAUAGAAUUCUAAAAGAACUGAAAGAAAAUAAUCCAAGGUUCUUAGAGGUGCUAAAUCGCUUAGAAAGUUCUCCAGUGUGCCAAUCCCUUGCCAUGCACUCCUUCCUCAUGCUCCCCAUGCAGAGGAUCACACGACUGCCCUUGCUCGUGGAUGCCAUUUUUCACAGGCUGGAAUAUGGCACUCCGGAAUGGAAUGAGUGUAAGCUAGCCCUAGCUACUCUAACGAAGAUUGUAGCUGAAUGCAAUGAGGGAGCCAGGAAGAUGGAGCGCAUGGAAGAAAUGCUCAUCAUUUCCCGUCAGUUGGACUUCCGAGAGGUGAAAGCCAUUCCUCUCAUCUCGGCGUCCCGAUGGCUUGUGAAGAAAGGGGAAAUGACGAGACUCACUUGGAGAGAGAACGAUGUCAAACUCACCUUUGGCAGGAGAAUAUCCAAACACACCUUGUAUUUCUUCCUUUUCACAGACUUACUAGUAGUUACAAAGAAAAAGAGUGAUGACCAGUACAUGGUGCUGGACUACUGCUCGAGGAACAUGGUACAAGUGCUGGAACUGGACGCUGCAGACAAGUUCCCAGGACGCAUUUUGGACGGCCACAAGAACCUCCUUAUUUUGACAAUGUUGCAGAACCAUGAGAACAAGACUGUUGAAAUGGUUGUAUCCUGUCCAAUGGAGUCUGAUAGAACACGCUGGGUGGAAGCAGUGACGCCCAGGAGCUCGGACAACCCCGACGAGAGGAUAUACGAAGAGUGGGACUGCCCUCAGGUGCAAGCAAUUCACCCAUAUGUUGCCAAACAGCCAGAUGAACUUUCUCUAGAAGUAUCUGAUGUUGUUAAUGUUUUAAAGAAGAUGGCAGAUGGCUGGUAUCAGGGAGAGAGAAUCCGGGACCAGGAGCGAGGGUGGUUCCCCGGGAGCUUCACUGUGGAGAUCUCGUCCACCCACGUCAGGGCUCGCAACCUCCGUCAGCGCUACCGCCUCCUGGCCAUCUCCGGCUCUCUUCUGGACGAGCUGAAAAGGGAGAAGGAACGCUACGAGAAGGAGGAGAAGAAGAAGGACCGCAGAAGAACGCUAACUAUGAAGGAGGUGAUAUCGUCUCAGGCACUCAGUUAGGAGAGGAGAAAGGAGAGAAGUGGACAGUAUUUCACAUCCUUCCAAGUGGUAACCUUUUAGUGUGUGUGUUAUGUUGAGUACGUUGUAAACUGAAAAGAAAAAAAAAGGAAAGCACAUUCAGAAGACACUGAUGUACUUACAGAUUUUCAGUGAAAGAAGCAAUAAACUUUUGUCAUAUAAAUGUUGGCUUUAUGAUUACAAUAGUGCAGAAACAUGUACAGAAACUCCUUUUUGUUAAGCUUUUCCAUUAUCACAUUCUCCAGUGGUGGCAACAAGACAGAAUUGCGAUGGAGUAACGCCUGUGAGCAUAAGUAGUCAGUGACGGGAAAUACCUUUGUGGAGAAGCUUAGGUAACUGAGAAAUAAUUUUUUUUUUUCGUUAUAAGAUGCCUCCAACAGUAUGGAUUUGAUUUUUUAAUCUUCAAUUUGUGUAAUGGUGAAAGGGGGUCAGUAUU
Penaeus monodon (black tiger shrimp) is the source of this 5565-nucleotide messenger RNA. RefSeq names its product rho guanine nucleotide exchange factor 5-like. Gene Ontology annotation, molecular function: guanyl-nucleotide exchange factor activity; protein binding. Lineage: Eukaryota; Metazoa; Arthropoda; Malacostraca; Decapoda; Penaeidae. The record is from RefSeq and is a predicted model, not a curated record. Gene Ontology annotation, biological process: activation of GTPase activity.